Messenger RNA from Liolophura sinensis, 1420 nucleotides. Its product is annotated as prenylated Rab acceptor protein 1-like. Gene Ontology annotation, cellular component: Golgi apparatus. Lineage: Eukaryota; Metazoa; Mollusca; Polyplacophora; Chitonida; Chitonidae. The coding region runs from base 77 to 643 and encodes 188 amino acids. The record is from RefSeq and is a predicted model, not a curated record. The transcript is spliced from 5 exons.
ACGUGUAAGGAAGUGACAGAAAACAACAUACGAAAAAAAAAUUGUAGGAAGAAGUUAGAGAUGAUCACAGAGUGAAAUGGCCGAAAAUUUGCAAGGGGACAUCGACGGGGCCUCGGAAAUACAGACACCUAUCAAAAAAGGGCUCAUGGCUUUAACUUUGUCCAGUGUUUCGGCUAGAGAAUGGCUCCAGAAGAGAAGGGAAGGUGUCAAGCCAUGGUCAGAAUUUAUAAGUACCUCGAGCUUCAGUAUUCCAAAGUCUGUAGCUCCCCUUCCUAAAAGAAUUGUCUCCAAUAUUGAGCGUUUCCAGAGCAACUAUCUGUUUGUCUUCAUAGUCCUUGUAGCAUUCUGUAUCUUAACAUCACCUUUACUCCUUGUGGCCAUUGCAGCCUGCCUUGGAGCAUGUUAUAUCAUCAGUGUGAAAAAUGCAGCUAAGAAAGUUGUUAUUAUGGGUAAAGAGCUGAAUGUGGCUCAUCAGUACACUGCAGUGGGGAUUCUCUCCUUCCCGCUCUUCUGGCUGGCUGGAGCAGGAAGUGCAGUUUUUUGGGUUAUAGGUGCUUCAUUCUUUGUGAUAAUGCUUCAUGCAUCUCUGUACAGCGGUCGUCAAGAACAAGAGGGUUUUGACCUGGAAAUGGAAACAGUUUAGCCUUUCUCUUAUGACUUUUUAAAUUCUGGGUCACUAAACAUCUGUGAUCUUGAUAAGUAAUUACGGCACAUGAAUUACUAUGAAAGAACCUUUUGACAGACUGGCAGUAUUGUUUGGAAAGAAGAUAUUAUGACAUAUUAUUUUGUUUCUGAUGUAUAUGGGGAGCUAUUUGUCUGGUACAUAUUCACUUUUGUCCUAAUGCAAGUGACAUGAGCAGGUGGUACAGUUAACUGUGAACUUAUGUGUAUCAUCCUGCAUGUACAUUGAAUUUGAACGUUUCUGUAUCUUACAGUUUCAUUGUUCAUUGUGAGAUGUAGAAGUUAAUGGUGUAAAACUUUCUACCAGAUUAUGAGGUAUUUAUUUAACCUUGGCUUCAAUCAUGUUUUUUUCUCACCGUACAAGGACCGGUAUUAUAUUGGAAUAAAAAAAGUGAGUUUGACUUAACUUUAGGUGUGCCAUUGGAGCAAGAAAUGGAGGAUAGAGAGAAAUGAAAACUUGUUUUAAUUGGACCUUCUUGAAAACUUGAGAAAAUGAUUUUUUUUUUUUUGCUUAAUUGUCUAAAUGAGGAAAAUAUUGCUGUAUGUUUUUACUUUGGACUGUGUUGGUCAAAUCUGUUAGCAUUAUUCUGACUUGACAAAUUUUUUUUUCUGUUACUGUUACCAUCUUGUAUUUGUAUUGUUGUUUUUGAUAAUACAUAUACUAGUAGUAUGUGGAUGUGUUAUAGCUUUAAUGGAGUAUAUUGUUGUUUAUGAAUUUCUAAGCAAUAAAGCUUAAAAA